This is a messenger RNA of Arachis ipaensis, 3625 nucleotides long. It is a transcript of the gene DELTA-ADR, whose product is annotated as delta-adaptin. The record is from RefSeq and is a predicted model, not a curated record. Gene Ontology annotation, biological process: Golgi to vacuole transport; protein targeting to vacuole. Gene Ontology annotation, cellular component: membrane coat; AP-3 adaptor complex; endosome membrane. NCBI's taxonomy places the organism in Eukaryota, Viridiplantae, Streptophyta, Magnoliopsida, Fabales, Fabaceae.
GCCUCCAAAUUCUACUCUCAUCUCCACCGUUGUGUUCUGCAACCUCCAACUUAAUCUCUUUCGUUCGGGACAAAACUGAAAAGAAACGAAGCAUCUCUGAAGUGAAGAAUUAGAGAGAAGAGAGUGUGAAUCGAAGAAGCGGAUGCCGGCAUCAUAACGAAGGAUGGAAUCGUAAGAGACAGUGAUAAAAUAGAAUUGAAUUUGCGAUGGCGGGGUCAUCGAUAAUGGAGAACCUGUUCCAGAGGACACUGGAGGACCUCAUAAAAGGGAUGAGGCUCCAGCUGAUCGGCGAAUCCGCCUUUAUAUCGAAGGCGGUUGAGGAGAUCCGCCGCGAGAUCAAGUCCACUGAUCCCCACACGAAGUCCACCGCCCUCCACAAGCUCUGCUACCUCUCCGCCAUCCACGGCCUCGACAUCUCCUGGGCCGCCUUCCACGCCGUCGAGCUCAUGUCCUCCUCCCGCUUCUCCCACAAGUCCGUCGGUUACCAUGCCGCCGCCCUCUCCUUCCACGACGCCACCCCCGUCCUCCUACUCACCACCAACCAGCUCCGCAAGGACCUCUCUUCCCCCAACCCCUUCGAGGCUUCUCUCGCCCUUCAAACCCUCUCUCGCAUCGCCACCGUCGAUCUCGCUAGGGAUUUGACCCCUGAGGUAUUCUCCCUUCUCUCCUCCGGUAGGGUUUUCGUUAGGAAGAAGGCGAUUGCCGUCGUUUUGAGGGUUUUCGAUAAGUAUCCUGACGCUGUUAGGGUUUGCUUCAAGCGUUUAGUUGAGAAUCUCGAGAGUUCUGAUCCUCAGAUUGUGAGUGCGGUUGUUGGGGUUUUCUGCGAGCUCGCUUCCAGGGAUCCGCGGUCGUAUCUUCCAUUGGCGCCCGAGUUUUACAGGGUUUUGGUUGAUUGUAAGAACAAUUGGGUUUUGAUCAAGGUGCUUAAGAUUUUCGCAAAGUUGGCUCCUCUGGAACCAAGGUUGGCCAAGAGGAUUGUUGAGCCGAUUUGCGAGAUUAUGAGGGCGACUGGGGCAAAAUCGGUGAUGUUUGAGUGUGUUAGGACCGUGCUCACUAGCUUGGGUGACCAUGAUUCUGGAGUUAAGCUGGCUGUUUCCAAGGUCAAGGAGUUACUGGUUGAUGAGGAUCCCAAUCUUAGGUAUCUUGGGCUCCAGGCACUUUCUGUUGCAUCCGAGAAGCACUUGUGGGCUGUCUUGGAGAAUAAGGAAUCUGUGAUCAAGUCCUUGAGUGAUGAGGAUUCCAAUAUUAGGGUCGAGUCUUUGCGCCUUGUGAUGGCCAUGGUCUCUGAGAGCAAUGUGACUGAGAUCUCCGGGGUCUUGGUCAAUUAUGCUCUGAAAUCUGAUCCGGAAUUCUGUAACGAGAUAUUGGGUUCUGUUUUGACGACUUGUUCUCGGAAUGUGUAUGAGAUUGUUGUUGACUUCGAUUGGUAUGUGUCUCUUCUUGGAGAAAUGGCAAGGAUUCCCAAUUGCCAAGAGAGCGAGGAAAUAGAGCGACAGCUUAUUGAUAUUGGUAUGAGAGUCAAGGAUGCUAGGCUGCAGCUUGUCCGUGUUGCUCGUGAUCUAUUGAUUGACCCUGCAUUGCUGGGUAAUGCGUGCUUGCAUAGGAUAUUAUGCGCUGCUGCCUGGGUUGCUGGGGAGUAUAUUGACUUCGCCGGCAAUCUGUUUGAGCUCAUCGAUGCACUUCUGCAACCUCGAACCAAUCUAUUGCCUCCAUCAAUAAGAGCAGUUUAUAUUCACUCUGCUCUUAAAGUUUUGGUAUUUUGCCUGGAUUGUUACCUAAUGCAGAAUGAAGAUGGUAAUUUGGUUGUGGGACAGUCUGAUCCGUUUAUUGGAAAAAGAUGCAGUGUGGCUCCUGAAUCAGCAACAUGUCAAAGCUCGAAUCUUGAACAGCAUGAAGAUUUGACUUCUAACCCAAGGAACACAACCGAGUCUCCUGAAGAUCUUUCAGUUUUUGAGAAUAAUGCUGAUACAGCUGUUACCCAGGGUCCUGCAAUUACACACGAAUAUAUGCUUGGCCUAUUGGAUCGAAUUGAAUUAGUCUUGGGCCCCCUAACAGCAAAUCAGGAUGUUGAAGUACUGGACAGAGCGUCUAACAUACUUGCCUUUGUUCGGUUGGUUAAAGCAGAACUAAUUGAUAAUGCAAGCCAGAAGGCGAACAGAGCGGACAAGAAAGAUACUCAAGUUUCGGCUAUCAUCACAUUGAUGCGUGAUGCAUUUGUUACAGACCUUGGUCCAGUCUCGGUAAGUGCGCAGGGAAGAGUUGCGGUACCAGAUGGCUUGGAUCUUAAAGAGAACCUUGACGACUUAUCAGCAAUAUGUGGUGAUAUAGAACUGCCUUCAUCAAGUUCAUUUGGCAUAGGAGGUCCUCAGUUCGGCAUUUCUUCUGACGCAACUUCAACUGGUCUUCUAAAGAAUGAAGAAUCAGGGCUAGUAAAUGAGUCUACAUCUUUGCUUGAACACCGGAAGCGACAUGGACUGUAUUACCUGCCUUCAGAGAAGAACGAGAUUUCUCAGUAUGAUUAUCCUCCUGCAAAUGAUCCAAGGUCAAACAGUAAUAGUGAUGAAGCUGCAGAGCUGGCCAAGCUGACAGAGCAAUCACUUGUUUUGAAGAAAAAACCGAACCAAACUAAGCCCAGACCUGUGGUGGUUAAAUUGGACGAUGGAGAUGUGGUGCCAUUGCCAAUCUCAAACAAGAGACCUGAGCCAAGGGAUGAUUCACUUUCUGGUGCUAUAAAAGAUAUUCUGCUAGGAAGUACAAUCAAGCCAAGUUCUUCUCAGAGUAAUCCUUCGGAUAAGUCAUCAAGCAAGCGCAAAGAGAAAAAGAAGCAAGUUGCAGCAGAUAUUCCCUCUCAAAUAAAGGAAAAUCUGGGUGAUGCAGAAGGUCUUGGCCUUGAGAAUCCGGGAUCCAGUAGCAAGGAUCAUGAUUAUGUUAAAGAAAGAAGACAAAGAGGUAAAGAGAAGAUUGUUGAAGGGGAAGGGCAUGAUCAGAAGGCAAGGAAGAAAAAGAGUAGUCACCGCCAUGGUAAGCAUAAAACUCGUCAAAAAGCCAAUUCACCAUUAAACGUGGUCUCACAAACACCCGAAAUUCCAGACUUUCUUUUGUAACAUUUAAGGAUUUUGAUUUUGAUUUUGAUUUAUUAUCCGCUGGUUUUAUUGAUUGAGGCUAUUUGCUGUAUUAUUUGUGCUGAGCCCUUAGGUUAGUUCUGUAGAUAGAUUCCUCUUUAAAUUUUAUCCUUUUGUCAUUGCACAUGAUUCCUUUAUACUAUUUUGCUUUUCUUUCCUUUUCUUUUUGGUUCUACCAACAUGUCACAGAAUGAGCCUAUUAACAAGUAGUUCUCAAGUUGGAUGUUGUUUGGGCUCUUCUGUUUCUCUUGAUACAUAAGGCUACGAGGGAAUUAUUAUCUUUGUUUUUCUUGUAAUUUGUAAAGAACGUGCAUGGUAUCAUUUUCUAGGAAACUAAUCUGACCUCAGUCUUCAAUUUAGUCCUUCUGUGAAGUUGGUUUUUUGGCCAUUUUGCAUCUCGAGCCUAGAAUUUUGUCAUAGUCGCAGGUUAGAGAAAUCAUGGGAGGUUUGUAUUAUUACACUGAAAUUAUUAUAAGAUGCAAUGGUGGUGUUUUCAUCCUUCA